CAUACUUGUAUUGUUGACAUGAUCUUUAAAAGGCUGGGACAGAGGCGGGACAUUGAGCAUCAGGCCAAGCUCCGGACCUGACACAAGGACCAGACUUAAUUCCGUGCGGAAGUACUUCAUCUUGGACAUCACAAGACACAAACACAACCAUGAUCAAGACUUUCAUUCUUCUGCUUCUGCUUGUCAGAAGCAACAGUUACGUUUUAAACAAACGUGAAUCAGGCGACUGGUCAGGUGAAUCAGGCGACUGGUCAGGUGAAUCAGGCGACUGGUCAGGUGAAGGAAACACCACCCCUCCAGAAACCACCACCACUGUGUACACUGCCCCUCCAGAGACCACCACCACUGUAUACACCACCCCUCCAGAAACCACCACCACUGUGUACACUGCCCCUCCAGAGACCACCACCACUGUAUACACCGCCCCUCCAGAGACCACCACCACUGUAUACACCGCCCCUCCAGAGACCACCACCACUGUAUACACCGCCCCUCCAGAGACCACCACCACUGUAUACACCGCCCCUCCAGAAACCACCACCACUGUAUACACCGCCCCUCCAGAGACCACCACCACUGUAUACACCGCCCCUCCAGAGACCACCACCACUGUAUACACCGCCCCUCCAGAGACCACCACCACUGUAUACACCGCCCCUCCAGAGACCACCACCACUGUAUACACUGCCCCUCCUGAGACCACCACCACUGUAUACACCGCCCCUCCAGAGACCACCACCACUGUAUACACCGCCCCUCCAGAGACCACCACCACUGUAUACACCGCCCCUCCAGAAACCACCACCACUGUGUACACCGCCCCUCCAGAGACCACCACCACUGUGUACACCGCCCCUCCAGAGACCACCACCACUGUGUACACAGCCCCUCCAGAGACUACCACCACUGUGUACACAGCCCCUCCAGAGACCACCACCACUGUGUACACAGCCCCUCCAGAGACUACCACCACUGUGUACACAGCCCCUCCAGAGACCAUCACCACUGUUUACACCCCACCGCCAGAGAGUACUACCACCCCAAUGCAGACAACCACCACUAUAUACACUCCCCCUCCAGAGAUCACCACCACUUCAGUGGAGACCACUACUUCCCCAGAGACGACCACCACACCAGGGAUGCUCAUUUCCCCUGAGACGACUACCACACCAGAGACGCCCACCCCCCCAGAGACGACCACCACACCAGAGACGACCACCACACCAGAGACGACCACCACACCAGAGACGACAACCACACCAGAGACGACAACCACACCAGAGACGACCACCACACCAGAGACGACCACCACACCAGAGACGACCACCACACCAGAGACAACCACACCAGAGACGACCACCACACCAGAGACGACCACCACACCAGAGACGACCACCACACCAGAGACGACAACCACACCAGAGACGACAACCACACCAGAGAUGACAACCACACCAGAAACAACCACACCAGAAACGACCACCACACCAGAGACGACCACUACCCCAGAGACGACAACCACACCAGAGACGACCACUACCCCAGAGACGACCACCCCACCAGAGACGACAACCACACCAGAGACGACCACUCCCCCAGAGACGACCACCACACCAGAGACGACCACCACACCAGAGACGACAACCACACCAGAGACGACCACUCCCCCAGAGACGACCACCACACCAGAGACGACCACCACACCAGAGACGACAACCACACCAGAGACGACCACCACACCAGAGACGACCACCACACCAGAGACGACAACCACACCAGAGACGACAACCACACCAGAGAUGACCACCACACCAGAAACGACCACCACACCAGAGACGACCACUACCCCAGAGACGACAACCACACCAGAGACGACCACUACCCCAGAGACGACCACCCCACCAGAGACGACAACCACACCAGAGACGACCACUACCCCAGAGACGACCACCCCACCAGAGACGACAACCACACCAGAGACGACCACUCCCCCAGAGACGACCACCACACCAGAGACGACCACCACACCAGAGACGACAACCACACCAGAGACGACCACCACACCAGAGACGACCACCACACCAGAGACGACAACCACACCAGAGACGACCACCACACCAGAGACGACCACCACACCAGAGACGACCACCACACCAGAGACGACAACCACACCAGAGACGACCACCACACCAGAGACGACAACCACACCAGAGACGACAACCACACCAGAGACGACCACCACACCAGAGACGACAACCACACCAGAGACGACCACCACACCAGAGACGACCACCACACCAGAGACGACAACCACACCAGAGACGACCACCACACCAGAGACGACCACCACACCAGAGACGACAACCACACCAGAGACGACCACCACACCAGAGACGACCACCACACCAGAGACGACCACCACACCAGAGACGACCACCACACCAGAGACGACAACCACACCAGAGACGACAACCACACCAGAGACGACCACCACACCAGAGACGACAACCACACCAGAGACGACCACCACACCAGAGACGACCACCACACCAGAGACGACAACCACACCAGAGACGACCACCACACCAGAGACGACCACCACACCAGAGACGACCACCACACCAGAGACGACAACCACACCAGAGACGACCACCACACCAGAGACGACAACCACACCAGAGACGACAACCACACCAGAGACGACCACCACACCAGAGACGACCACCACACCAGAAACAACCACACCAGAGACGACCACCACACCAGAGACGACCACUCCACCAAUGCAGACCACCACCACGGUGAAGCCCUACACCCCAGGGAAGCCCUCCAACACCCACCCCAGUGCAGGCCAUCAUCACCACCACUACUACUACCACCACCCUAGUGCAGACCACCACCACCCUAGUGCAGACCACCACCACCACCACCACUACUACUCUCACCACCACCACCCCAGUCCACUUCACCACCACCACCACCACUACAACUCUUACCACCACCACCGCCCACCUCAUGCAUACAGUAUGUCGGCUUGAGCCCACCCCCGUGCACAAGACAUCGUAUAUUCGCCCUCUACAUUUAUGAUUAAAAAAUGUACAUUGUGUUACAAUAUGAUUGUUACGUUGAUACUCCAUCAUAUUAACACAUGUUGCAGGGGGGAACGUUUUGAGUGAGACACGCGGUACGGGAAGUAAGCGGGCUAGUGUGAGUGAGUCACCUUGAUUUGUAACUGCACUGAAGUUGCCAAUAAAGUACAAGUGAGCAAUAA
This is a messenger RNA of Nerophis ophidion (straightnose pipefish), 3271 nucleotides long. Its product is annotated as mucin-2-like. NCBI's taxonomy places the organism in Eukaryota, Metazoa, Chordata, Actinopteri, Syngnathiformes, Syngnathidae. The record is from RefSeq and is a predicted model, not a curated record. The transcript has 3 exons. Bases 150 to 3038 code for a protein of 962 amino acids.